CCCCGUCCGCCCCUCCCCCAGAGCCUGUGCCAACUAUAAGGCCUCCAGCGAGGAGGGGCCCCCACUGCUCCCAGAGACACCCCGAGAUGAAGACAGCUCUGCUGUUCCUUGUCACACUGGCUGUGGCCGCGGGGCCAGCCCAGGCGCUCCGCUGUCACGUGUGCACCAGCACUACCAACUGUAAGAAACCUCAAGCCUGCCCAGCCAACGCCAACUUCUGCAGAACCACGACCAAGGUGGAGCCCCUUUCCGGGAACCUGGUGGAGAAGGACUGCGUGGACUCGUGCUCGCCCACGCACAGCAUGCAGGGCCAGGUCAGCAGCGGCUCGGCCACAACCCUGUGCUGCCAGAGCGACCUGUGCAACGAGAAGCUGCAGACCUCCGCGGCCACCCGCACCCUGCUCACCAGUGCCACCCUCGGCCUGGCGCUGGCCCUGGGCCUCCUCGCCCUCCUCUGGGGCCCAAGCCUGUGACCCCCGGGACCAGGGGCCCUACCCCUUCCUCUCGCCGGCCAGGACGGGGGCUCGGGCGCCCUGGGCUGGGGCCUCCAUCAGAAGGUCUGGAGCCCAGUGGUUGCCGUUGUCAUUGUCACGGGGCGUGAAGCGAUGAUGGCUUGGAGCCACCCCUCCCCCAGGACGAGAGGACCUGCCUCCGUGAGCAGCGGGGCCUCAGGGGAGGGGACAGAAGGCGUUCUGUUCCCUUCUGGUUUCAUAUGCACUCUGUCUGCUUCCCUUUUAUUUUUCUACUCAACCCCCUGCAUAAGAAUAAACGGUUGAAAACGAA
Molecule: messenger RNA, 783 nt
Organism: Phacochoerus africanus (Common warthog)
Lineage: Eukaryota; Metazoa; Chordata; Mammalia; Artiodactyla; Suidae
Gene: LY6D
Product: lymphocyte antigen 6 family member D
Exons: 3
Coding region: 87-473 (128 amino acids)
Biological process (GO): lymphocyte differentiation
Cellular component (GO): cell surface
Source: RefSeq, a predicted model, not a curated record